Messenger RNA from Corvus hawaiiensis (hawaiian crow), 10266 nucleotides. It is a transcript of the gene NAALADL2, whose product is annotated as N-acetylated alpha-linked acidic dipeptidase like 2. NCBI's taxonomy places the organism in Eukaryota, Metazoa, Chordata, Aves, Passeriformes, Corvidae. The record is from RefSeq and is a predicted model, not a curated record. The transcript is spliced from 17 exons. The coding region runs from base 268 to 2601 and encodes 777 amino acids.
CUCCGCUUUACGGCUGCUGAAAACCGCCCUGGGCGGGCCGGGCCGGGCCGUGCGGCGCCGGGCACCGCGCAGGGCAGCGCAGAUCUCGUCUGGACUUUGGAAAUAACUUUGGUUCUUGGAUUCCUUCUGUUGUCCUGGGAUGGUUAUAGUGCAUUUUGCUGCUUGUAAGCAUUUCAAAAGGGAAUUAGUGUAGAGGCCAGAUUGAAAAUAUGCCUUCGUGACAAAGUCUCUACAAAGCUGAUCCCAUCUUGGCUUUAAGAUAAAAAGAUGGCCUAUCACAAAGUGAACGCAGACCAGAGAGCACAGGGACACUCUCCAUACCUUGACAAUGAUGAGCUCCAAGCCACAGCAUUGGAACUGGAAUGGGACAUGGAAAAAGAGCUGGAGGAGCCUGGCUUUGACCAUUUCCGACUGGAUGGUGCAGCCCAGCGUCACCUGGGGAACUCACAGAGCCCUGACCUUGACCUGGAGCCCAUCCAGCCUUCCUCUUCUCCAAAGGGAAGAUUCCAGAGGCUUCAGGAAGACCCUGACUACAUCUCCCACUACACGAGACAGGCACCAAAGAGCAACCGCUGCAGCUUUUUUCGGAUACUGAAAGUAUUUUGCACUGCUUUGAUUUUAUUUAUUUUUGGAAUUGUGAUAGGAUAUUAUGCACGCAAGAAAUGCCCUUCUCCCCCAACACCUCAAGAACCAAAUAAUCCUCAUAUCUACCAUGAAAUUCUCAAGGAAAUCAAAGCUGAAAAUAUUCAACAGAUUUACAGAGAUUUGUUACAGUUCCCCAGAGAAGAUGAUGCAGACAUUGCAGUGAAAAUCCUGGGUCAGUGGCGUUCCCAAGGCCUGGAAGAUGUCGGGCUGGUAAAUUACUCUGUUCUGCUUGACCUGCCCGGCCCUUCUUCAAACACAGUAACUCUGCAAAACAGCGGGGAAUGCUUUUAUCCAAGUGGACAACAGUGCAGCAGAGACCCCAAAACACUUGACAGCCAAGACCUCCUGUACUCAUACGCAGCUUAUUCUGCCAAAGGAACUCUUGAGGCAGAGCUUGUUGAUGUCCAGUAUGGGACCAUGGAAGACCUGAUCCAGAUUCAAGCCAUCACAAAUGUGACCAAAAAAAUUGCACUUUUGAAGCUCGGACAAUCACCUUUGCUUUACAAGCUUUCUCUGCUGGAAGAUGCAGGGUUUGGUGGUGUUCUCCUUUACACUGAUCCUUGUGACUUACCAAAGACUGCAGACCUUGCUGAUAAAGCUUUUAUGGUCUCCUUGAACAGCAGAGGAGAUCCAUCCACACCUGGUUAUGCCAGUAUUGAUGGAAGCUACAGGCAAAAUCGACUGAACCUCACAACACUUUUGGUACAACCAAUUUCUGCAGUGCUUGCCAGAAAACUUGUUUCCCCACCUGAGGACACUGCCCAGAAAGACAGGUGUACUCCCCUCCAGCUGCCAGCUACAGGCAAAAAAACAAUCAGUCUGAACAUUCAGUCAGUCACAACUUACAAGACCAUUUCUAAUGUCAUUGGAUAUUUAAAAGGAGCUGUAUUUCCUGACAGAUACGUCGUCGUUGGAAGCCAUCACAGCAGUCUGAAGGGUUAUGGUGGGCAAGGAUGGGCCAGCAGCACUGCUGUCAUCACAGCACUGCUCCAAGCCCUGAUGGCAGAGGUGAAAAGGGGCUGGAGGCCUGACCGGACCGUGGUCUUCUGCUCGUGGGGAGGAACAGCCUUUGGGAACAUCGGCUCCUACGAGUGGGCCGAGGAUCUCAAGAACGUUCUUCAAAGAAAUGUUGUGGCCUACGUUAGCCUCCAUAAUCCAGUCACAGGCAACUCAACUUUACACCCUGUUGCAUCCCCUUCUCUUCAGCAGCUGGCAGCAGAGAGCCAGGGCUUCAACUGUGUGGAAAAGACUAGAUGUCCAGGAUCCAAUGUGAGUUCUGUGCAGAUACAGGGAGAUUCGGAUUAUUUCAUCAACCAUCUCGGAGUACCUGCCACGCAGUUUUCCUAUGAGGACAUCAAAGCAUCAGAGAAUUCCAGCUUUCUCUCCGAAGCUCUUUUUCCUGUGCAUGCAACAAAAACUGAAGAGCUGGAUCCCUCCUUCAGCCUGCACGAGACCAUUGCAAAGCUAACAGGACAAGUGACUUUGCAAAUUGCCACUGAUCCAGUUUUGCCGUUUAAUGCCCUCGACAUCGCGUUAGAAGUUCAGAACAAUCUGAAAGGUGAUGAAGCAGGCAUUCCUCAGCUGCUGGCAGUGGCAUCACGUCUGAGGGACACGGCGGAGCUGUUCCAGUCGGAUGAGAUGCGUCCAGCCAAUGACCCCAAGGAACGAGCUCCUGUCAGAGUCAGGAUGCUCAAUGAUGUGCUACAAGGCUUGGAGAAAAGCUUCUUGGUUCAUCGAGCUCCUCCAGGACUUUACAGAAAUAUUCUUUACAGACUGGAUGACAGGACCAGCCAGUUUUCAGUACUGCUGGAGGCACUGGAGCACUGCAAACUACAUCAGUCAAACGAGACCAUUCAAGCAGCCUUGUCAGAGGUUCUGAACAGCAUCAAUUCAGCUCAGGUUUAUUUCAAAGCAGGACUUGAUGUGUUUGAGACCACCUUAGCUGGAAAGAAAUGAGAGGAUUCUCUGUGUUCCAAGACAUUUGUUUACAACUUGCUAAACAAAAGUUCAACUUGGACCAGAAUUGCUCUGAGGAUCAAAGUUUUUCUUCAGCUGGCGCUUAAAGGUACUGCAACACGUGGUUUAAGAAAUGUAAAACAGUAUUUUGCACUGUUCACAGUAUGUCUCAAAUGUCUGUUCCUGAAUGUAUAAAACAUAAAGAGAGGGAGUAACACUUCAGAGAUGAUUUUUGGAAGGACAUCUGCUGUAUUUUUGUAUGUAGAAUACAUUUUUAUGACUAAGAGCUCAAUCUUGCAAAGUACCAGGCACGUCCUGCGAUGUGCUGAAGCCCUGGUUCUGAGACACCCCAGAUGUGCACCCAGGGGAGAUUUCCAUUUCCUCUGUCAGAAAAAUCUGACUCAAGUUUCCUAAGGUCUUCAGCAAGCUCAUCUUCUUCCUUACUCCGUUCAGAGUAAGUAGUUGAAGGAUGUGGUAUUUCCAUGGGUAUCCAGCACCGGAGUGGAAAUGCACAAAACACCUUUACUCCUGUGGAACAAUAAAUACCUCAGUUCUGAGAAUACAGAUAAACUUUGAUUAUUCCAUUUCUGUAUGAAAAUAAAGAGUUGUUUUCUCUAAUGUUUCUUGGAGAGGAAAUUUUUGUGAUGAUUUCAGAUUAUUUGAAGUGUAUGAAUCAGUAGUUACACUUGCACAAAAAUGCUUUGAAUAUUUAUGUUAAAUAAAAGAAUUGCCUAGUCUUACAAGGCUACAAGCCUUACAAACUUUCAUCAAACAUUCCUGAAACAUCCCACUUCAUGGUCUCUAAAUUUCCAGAGAGCUGUAAAUAAAAACAAGACCUCCAAAUCCUGGGAAAAUUUUUGGGAUUCCAUCACUCUUUGCCACACCACCCACUAUUCCAGGCUGGCUCAUUCCAUCAGGCCUGGCAUGUAGGACCUGGAUUGUUGUCAAAAAACCACAAGGAAGACAUAAAUCCAUUCCCUGCUGUAGAACCAGGAAUUCAAGUGUGCAGGCACAAGCUGGUGAGGCAUAUUGCAGGGCUAAAACUCAAAUCUGUUUUCCAUUGGUGGAAGGUUCUAAUCACACCAUUGCCUGUUAGCCAAAGUAAUCUGUGAGUGAAAGGAUCAGGAGGUUCAGUGUCCUCUGAGGGGAUGCUAUAUAUGUUUGAGAACUGCAGGUCUUAGUAAUAGAAACAGUUAAAAUUGUUAAGCCCUUUUUGGGUUUUACAGUCUCAAAUGAUUCUAAGUUUAGAGCUUAAAUAAUUAAUUUUAUAUAGAUACUUAGGAUUUAAAUAUAAUUUAUUUGAUGGAAAUGUUAAAUGCAUUGUUACCCUGUUUGCCAUGGAAACAUUACAGGAUCAUUUCAGGUUGUAAUAAAAAUGGAAAAAGUCUCUGUAUUAAUGUUUAAAAAUUGCCUUCAGGAAAAUUUCUGAGUGCACAAUUUGGUGAAAAACUUUUUAAACUUCACAUAGCAAGAAAUGAGUUGUUUACAGAUCUGGGUUUCUGUUUCCAAAGUCCUUGGCAAAGGGGCCUCUCCAAGCAAUGGCCCAGGACUGUGUACAUACAACACAUGGUGUUGCUACAUUUCUUCAUAAGUUAUGACUGAAUAGUGGGCAAAAGCCCCCCGGGCCUGACCAGAGGCAGAGCUGUGCAUUUGUACAGCAGCCUCUGCAGUGGGAAUUUGUUCAGCACCAGUCAGUGGGACUGCAUGGACUCAGACAUUAUUAUCUCUAGCUUUCCUUGGCAUAUGAUUAGCAAAAGUUGAUGAUGAUUCCUUUGCUAAUGCUGGCACCAGUUCUGUUUAGUGCAGAGAGAAUUUGACUUGUGGAGAGUAACAUUGUUUAUGAUGUUGGUUCAUCCCCUUGUUUUCAUAGUUUUAAUUAUGGUAAGAUUUAAGUGGUUGAAUUGUAUGUUUAUUUUGGGGACUUGGGGAUGUACUGUGGAUGCUACACUUGAAUUAUAUUUGUAACAGGGACCACUCUUCUAACAGUUCAUUUAGUGACAUAUUUUCUUUAGAGUGCUGUGAUUCGAUGGUGUUAAAUGAUGGUCAGGUGCCAUUAGGAGACCAAAAAUAGAGAUUAACAUCUUCUUUAACUCUACCAGGUGAAUUUAAUAAUGGCUUCCUCAUCCUUAGAAUGUUCCACCAAACCCAUCUCUAAUGCAACCAAAGUGUACUCAGCAAAGUCAGUGAAAUCUGGUGGGAGCAAUAUCCCUCAUGUAUGAUUUCUCAACCCUGUAAUCCCUAACUAAAAUACUUAUCUUGUUUUCUCACUAAUGCCCUUCUGUAACCACUUUUAAAAUAGCAGACUUUAAAGUACUCCACUAGAAAGUCACUGCUAUUGUAAAUGUCUGUCUAUUCUAGGACAAUCAGAUGUUCUUGUUGGUGAGAUGAAUCAGAUGAGCUAUUUAGGGACUUAAAUGCAUUGAUUUCAAUGUCAUCUCACACUUGCAGAUCUUUUGUAGGCUUUUAUUUCAAUGUUCAGAUCUUACAUGUAAGUGAGUGCUCAGUGAUAAUAUUUGUACCAUUAUGGCUUUCAAAAAAAAAGCACUUUUGAGCCACAUCCUUCCAUUGAUUUUUAAAUCCUACCUAUUGACUUCAAAAAAUUUAUAGCAAGUUAAGGUCCUAAGUACCUGAUGUGCUUCUAACAUAGGGUUUUUGCCCAACCAGCUGUGGAACAUCAGCUAAAGGAAGGAGUUAGUAAAUCAGAACAGCUUACCCAGACUGAGUUCAUUCCUAUGUUGUACUGGAAUAAACAGAGUGCCCUUAAAGGCAGAAGUACGUUUGCAAAUUGCCUGAAUGAUACUAAAAAUGUGUUAGCUUUCCAGAAACAUCAAUUGCAAGAGACACUAUAACAAAUGCAUUGAUUGCUACUUAAUCUAGAGUCAUGCUCACAGUGACCAGAAAAUCCCUGCAGCCUGCAAUAUUUGUAUGUCGAGACAGUUGAUAAUAAAAAGCCAAUAAAGUUUUAUUAGUAUGUAUUUUAAAGAGUCCAUAAAAAAGCUAAAGUACAAUCAAGUCAGAUGAAUAAAAAGUACAUGGGAGCUGGGUUUUGAGUACUAACCUUAAAAAAGGCAGUGAAUUGUUUUUAUCAUCCAAGAAAAAAGAGUACCUGUGUGAAUAUGCAAACACACAAAUGCCUUGUAUUUUCAAUAUUAAUUUACUUGCAGUGAUAUGAUACAUCUACAUAAACAUAGGUGUAAAUAAUGACUACAUGAGAAAAUUAGCAAACCCUUUGCACUACCUCACUUACCUUUUAGGAAAAUAUUUCAGUCUAGAGAUGUGAAAAGAGGCACUGCAGCUGACCUCAGUUCUUGCAGCUGCAGGGGGAAAGGUUAAAUCUCAGGUAUUACAGAAGGAACAACUGGAGGUUCCAACCUCCCUGUUCAAGCAGGGUCACCUAAAAACAGCCUCCCCGGGGCAGCUGUGUUCAGAUUACUUUUGAGUACCUUCCAGGGAUAAAGAUUCCACAGCCUGUCUGGGCAAUCUGUGCCAGUGCAUGGUUACCCUCACGGAGAACGUGUUUCAUUCUUCUGUAGAAACAGUUCCUCCAACUUUCUCCCUGUAUUUCUAAGUUGUUAAGUCAUUGUAAUUAGUUCAAUUGCAAACAUUCAAAAGGUAACCAUAAUUUCAUUUAGUGAAAACUCUCAGCCAAGGUCUCUAGGAUUUCACAGUUACAUGUUGGAAAGUUUGUAUGAGAUUUGUCCUUCAAGCCAUGGAGUUUAAGUCAUAGAAACUAAUGUCCUUAUCUUUUGAGGUCUUUUGUACAGUCCCUGGUCCCCAAUCCUGGGAUUUCUCUGUACUUCAGGAGGCUGAUGGAGAACAAGAGAUGCAUUAGAAAAUGCAGGGAGGGAAAUCACUCAUCAGCACGUGUAGCUGUGUGCUAUAAAUGCAUCUACUUUACCCAGACUUUGGGGGCUCAGUAUGGCUUGUGUUGAGUGGAAAGAAAAGUAAGAUAAUUCUAUGGCUCGUUCUGGCUUUAAAAGAGUCAAAUGCUGUAAGCAAUGUUAUGUCUGGUCUGUGUUUUCCAAGGAGCAGUGAAGAUCUCCCUGCCAGGCCCUGUGCUGGGAGCUGUUAUCUGUGCCACUCAGAAGUGGGCACCUCUGGCAUCGUGGUGUGCUUUGUCGCUAUCUCAGGAAACAAGCACAGUGUGGAAGAUGUUCCUUCCCUUUGGCACUCUGUAACAUUUUAGCAGUGUCACACCAGUCCCAGAAAAGUGAGUGAUAGAAACAAAUCUCAUUUUAAAUGCCUUGGACCUGAGUUUGGGAAAGAGUUAGCCUUGUACAGCACUCUUGGUGUUCAAAACAAAGUAAAGUGUCUUCUUUUGGGGCUCUGAAUCUACAGAAUUUGAGACAAGAGUCUCCAGUAGCACAAGUAAAUGUCUCAAAUAUAGAAUACAAAAAUAUUUAUGGUCUAUUAAAUGUUAUAAUAAUGAUAACAAUUUCUUGGAUACCAAUGCAGUGAUAGUUUUGGGUGGAUUUAACCAUCUGGCUGUUUUCUCUCCCUCUAACACCAUCUUCUCCAAUCUCCUGCAUUCAGCUUCUCUAACAUCUUUUUGUAAUGUGAUGAUUUUUCCCAUCCCUCACCACCUUUCUCAGCCAUUCCCCCUGGUUUUCUGUCUCCAUUCUGCUUCCUUAUCACUUCUUAAGCUCCCCUUUAAUUUGCCAACCACCAAGUUAAUCCCCCUCUUUUCUCUCUCUGAUCUCAGUCAUGCCUUUUGUUCCCCUUUCAGUUCUCAACUCACCUCCCUCAAGUUUAAAUUAUUAUUCCUGGUACAGCUGACCAUAAUAAAGAGCUGAAAGUGGUGGAAAAGUCCUGCUCAGAUCCAAAUGGAUAAAGUGUUAGGAGACAUCAUCUGUUAAAUUCAAAGUAUUCACUUCUGAGUACAUGCGAGCAGCAGGUUUUCAGUUAUAGCUUGACUGAAUGGAAGCAGAUUUUUUUCCUAUCUUCUUUCUCUCUAAUGUCUGGACCAGGAAAUUCCCUCAAAAGUAGCAGUGUAGCCGGGUGAUAAUCUUGAAAGUUUUGAAACAAACUUUUGAAGUUUAUUUGAAUCCAAUUCUGCAGUUGGAUGAAUAAGAAAUUAUAGACAAAGAAUCAGAAUUGGUGCUACCUACUACCUGUCUACAAAAUAAAACAGGCAGUAUCUAGGCACAGAAUUUCUCUGACCUUGCAGGUACCAUCCAGCAUUUGCUAGAUGAUGGCUACAUACCAAACUUACGUGUGUAAUUAUGCUGUCCUGCAGUGUUUUACAUUUUUAAGGAUGAUUCAAGCCCUGUGCACAAACCUGUACUUGAACAUGCACAUUUGAGCCUAGGAAGUGCCUAAGAAUAAUGAAUACUCAUCUGGGAAGCAAAGGCUUUAAAAAUACCUAAAUUAGACUGUAUGUUUACUAAAAUGAUGUUGCUGUUAAGCCUUUGGAUUUUUCUAAUUAUAAUCCCACUGCCGCUGGUUCUUUCUACUGUUGCUCAUACACACUUGUCAUAGCUGGAGAAAAUGUACACCUGUAUGAAUUUGCAAAAAAGAUUAUGUUGCCCCUCAGUCUUACUGACCUGGUCUGGUUUUUUGAGCAGGGUUGACUUUACCAUAAUUACUUACCAGGGUCCUAUUCCAUGUAAGCAAGGUCAGCAGAAUUUGGCCACUAUUAAUGGAAUUUCCAAAAAGAUUCGGUAUCAGAAGAUCAAUUAUUUCUGUUUAGUCUGUUUUCUUUAAUCUCUCAACAUAGACUAAAGCAAGACUAUGUAUUUUUUUUUAAUUGAGAGGAGUGUCUUGGUCAAUGUUAAGUAAGCCCACAGCGCAGAAUAUAAAUGUGUAUGUACAAGUGAUAUAAUCUAGAAUUAACUUUAUAGCUAUUAUAAAUGUUGGCAUGGGUUAAUGCAGACAUACUUUUAUAAAUUUUGCAGGUUGAAAUUAAUACAAGGGCUUAAUUUAAGAAAUUUAAUCAGAAUAAAGGCAUAGAACAACAGUUUUGCUGUGUAAAUAUAGUAUAUGCUUCCUCAUCUGCCUAAUCCAUUUGGUUAAAAAAGAUGAGCAUUUUAUUUAAGCUACUUCUCUCUGAUUUAUUUUCCAGCAAGCCUUUGAAAAUGAAAUCUUGGUCUUUAUUUUUCUUUUAAACGUGUUCUGGCUUUAAUGUUUAUGGAACACUUCUCAAGUGUUCAGACAGUGUAACACCACCUGGUCUGAUCACUGCUGCAUUAUUUGAUAGGAUUGAGUGGAAUUUCAAAGCAUGGUCUUUGGGAGAGGGUCCUUUACUGACUGUUACUGUGUUUGAUAUUUUAUACCAGAGUGGCUGCUUUACCAUGCAGUGCUGUAGGUGUGCAGUGUGAUGCUUUGAGGCACUUAUUUAAGAGAAUUUAUUUUUCAGUCGUUUUGCAGAGACCUGUUAAUUUUCCCUCAUUUGAAGCUGUACUCCCCUGACCAUGCUGCUGACAGAGCAAUGCAGUACCAAGUGCUGUUAGCACCUGCUACGAGCCCUUACUGCAGGUGGCAUGUCGAGGGUUUGUCUGAGCUCUAAGUACAUUUCCAGUUUUUAAUUAGUGUCCUUGUAGCCUCACUUGGGUUUUGUGUAGCUCACUCUUGAUGCUGGUGUGAAUGACCCCAAGGAGAGGUGGACGGGUCUGACUUUUGGGUGAACUUGCUAAAGAAGCUGCUGAUGCCCCUAUCCUUAAAAAAAAGUGAAUAAAAUACUUGGCAAGGACUUCCCAAGCUUUUGGUGUUUUCAUCCUGUACACUGAGGAUUCCGAAAUAGUUUUGGAUACUGUUUGUUUUUUUCAUGCAGUCUCAUUUCAUGUUCUCAACAGCUGAAACAUCUUAUAGUCUGUGAAUCCACUAGAGGGGAAAUAAGGAGAUCAUUAAUAUUUCAUCCUCAGAGCAAAUAAGAUGAACACAAAUUCCUUGUGUUUUCCAUUUGCAGUUUACGUGAGUUAAUAUGCAACAUACUCUUAUCCCACAUUCUGUGAUUUGGUAUUCUGAGACAAAUAGAAAACGAAUGUGAUUCCCUAUCCAGAAGAACUAUAUUGAAUUCAGGGAAUGUUUCAUGUCCAAGUAUUUUAGCUGUUCACAUACAGUGUGAGCAAGCACAAGUUAAGAUACUUGAAACAGAUACUUUUAGGGGUUUUAGUAAGGUGUGAAAAAUAAUAAUUCUUCUGUGUAAGGCCAGAUUUUAGCAUUGCAUUCAUACCCAGGUGUGUGGUAAUGUGUUGUGUGUCCUCAUUGCUGCACCUGUGAGAUUAAUGCUCAAAUGCUGUUAUCAGUGUCCGUGCUGCUCUCAAUACAAACUGGAAUUUUUUAGUCUGCAGCACCUUGCAGAGUUUACCUACUCAGAUGGAAUAUGCAAGUAUUUCUGUCUUUUGUGUGCAGAAGAGCAGCUGUCAAGUUGUGUCACCUUUAUCAAGCCUUGACAUAGAAUUUGAGAUGCCUGAGUGAUGACUCUGUCAUUCCAUCUACUUCUACAUUUUCACGUAGCAAAAUCACGUUGCCAAAAAUGAUAGCUAGUCAAUGCAGAAUAUUAAGUAACUACUUUUUUCUAUUGACAAUGAAAUAAUAUAAACUUGAUGCAGUGAUUUCUGGAAAGCAAUAAAUAUCAUGUUGUGUGGAAAUGUGCAAUGAAAGGUUGAUUUUUAUGACACUUUAUACAAUGUUGAGUCUGAAUAAAACAGCUUAUUUGCAAAAUUA